CCAGAGUCUCAGACCAUCGUUUAUUCAUUAGGUCAAACGAAAGAGACCUCCACUCUUCUGCAAAAUCCACCAUAAUCGACCAAAAUCAAAGAGCUAUGAAGCUUCUUCAAGAGCACUGAAAAUCGUUUCCUCUGAAUCGACCAGUCAAUGUUUCUAUUUAGUUCAUUGAGGAAAACCCUCCGUUGAAGCUUCUUCAAGAGCAAAAAGCAGCUCCAAAUCCAUCGAGAUUUCGACCAGCGAAGGAUUUCGACCAGAAAAGGCUUCGACCGAACUCAGGCCCAAACUCAGUGUUGACAUAUCCCAGGAGCCCAGAGUUAGUUGUCGUCCCUGUUACUACUGCGCCAGCCUCUUUGAGGCCCAAACACCAAGGAUAUUCAAUGACUAAUGGAGAUAAAAGUUGGAUGGGUCUUCGAAGAUCCACCGAUGAUUAUAUUCGUGGAGUAAAUGAUUUUCUUGAUAAAGCGUUUGAACGAUCUGCCCAAGGAAAUGAAAUAUUAUGCCCCUGUAAAAAGUGCUUUAAUCGUUACUGGCAUUAUAGAAAUGUGGUGGAGGAUCACUUAGUUGCUUAUGGGUUCACAUAUGGAUACACCGAAUGGGUUUUUCAUGGAGAAGGGUUUUCCUCCAGAGAUUUGCCACGUCCAACCAAUGAUGAUGAUAGUUCGGAUAUGCAUGACGAUAUUGAUGGUCUACUUCAUGAUACUUUUAGAAAUGUAGACGGUGACUUGAGCCAUGAAGGAGUGAGAGAGGGACCAUCUGAAGAUGCAAAGAGAUUUUUUAAAUUAGUGGAGGAAGGAAAAUAAGAGCUGUAUCCAGGGUGUGAAAGUUUCUCUAAACUGGAUUUCACCAUUCGGUUGUUCUUGUUUAAAUGCAUUCAUGGGUUGAGUAAUGUGGCAUUUUCUGACUUGUUAGACUUGAUAAAAGAGGCUUUUCCAUUUGCUAAGUUACCUGAGUCUUUUCACAAGGCAAAAAAUGUGAUAAAAGAUUUAGGUCUUCAUUAUGAUAAAAUACAUGCAUGCCCCAAUGAUUGUAUGUUAUUUUGGAAUGAGAAUGAGAAGGCAGAUAAUUGCUCUGUGUGUGGAUCUUCUAGAUGGAAGAAUGUACGUGAUGGCUUGACUAAUAGGAACACCAAAGUUGCUGCAAAGGUUUUAAGGUACUUUCCUUUAAAGCCAAGGCUUCAGAGGAUAUUCAUGUGUUCUGAAACAGCUGUAGCAAUGAGAUGGCAUGAUACUGAACGACCCAAAGAUGGAAAUAUAAGACAUCCUGCUGAUGGGGAAGCUUGGAAGGAUUUUGACUUGUUGCACCCGGACUUCUCUAAAGAUCCUCGUAAUGUUAGAUUGGGUCUUUCAAGCGAUGGUUUUAACCCAUUUCGAACCAUGAGCAUUUCCCAUAGUACAUGGCCAGUCAUGUUAAUGAACUAUAAUUUAUCACCAUGGAUUUGCAUGAAGCCGGAGUAUAUAAUGUUGUCAAUGAUCAUUCCAGGUCCAUCGUCUCCAGGACAGGAUAUAGAUGUGUACCUACAACCACUAAUUGCUGAGUUGAAGGAACUGUGGGAAAAGGGAGUAGAAACAUAUGAUGCUGAAAGUAACCAAACAUUUUUAAUGCGUGCAGCCUUAUUGUGGACAGUUAGUGAUUUUCCAGCAUUAUCAAUGCUUUCCGGAUGGAGCACCAAAGGGAGAUGGGCAUGCCCCACUUGUAAUUAUGAUACUUGCUCUCAAUAUCUCAAACAUAGUCGUAAAAUGUGUUACUUGGGGCAUCGGGCAUUUUUACCGCACGAUCAUCCAUUUCGGAAAGAUAAGAAAUCAUUCAAUGGUGAAGAGGAGCAUCGAGCCAUGCCUACUCCCUUAUCGGGGGUAGAAGUGCUCGAAGAACUACGUGAAUUCAAUAAUAUCUUUGGAAAAGGCCAAAAGAAAAGGCCUCGGCGUAAUGACGGUCCGUGGAAGAAAAGAUCCAUCUUUUUUGAAUUACCAUAUUGGGCACAUAAUAAAUUGAGGCACAAUCUUGACAUGAUGCAUAUAGAGAAGAAUAUAUGUGACAGUUUGCUUGGGACUUUGUUAGAUAUACCUGGAAAGUCCAAGGAUCACGUAAAUUCUCGCUAUGACUUGCAAGAAAUGGGGAUACGCAAGGAGCUUCAACCAUUAGAAGAUGAUAAAAAUGGAAAAGUUCAUCUUGCUAAAGCUUGUUACUCCAUGAAACCGGAAGAAAAAAGAUUAUUUUGCACCGUCUUAAAGAAUGCCAAGUUGCCAAAAGGGUGUGCCUCAAAUAUAUCGCAUCGAGUGCAAGUGGAGGACAUGAAAAUUUCAGGAUACAAGAGUCAUGAUGCUCAUUUCAUAAUGCAUUACUUGCUCCAAGUUGCGGUUAUAAAAGUGUUACCCAAGAAUGUCUCUUUGGCCUUGAUUAGGAUGGGAAAUUAUUUUAGAACCUUAUGUAGUAAGGUAAUAAGGCAAAGUGAUCUUGAUAAAAUGCGGUCUGAAAUUAUAGAGAUAUCAUGUGACCUCGAAACCAUUUUCCCGCCAACCUUUUUUGAUAUAAUGACACAUUUGCCUAUCCAUUUAGUGAAUGAAAUUAAGCUUGGCGGUCCGACUCAUUUGCGUUGGAUGUAUCCCUUAGAGAGAAACCUGUGUAAGUACAAAGCAUUUGUUCGUAAUCGAGCUCAUCCAGAAGCAUCAAUAGCAGAGGGAUUUUUGGCAGAAGAGUGCUUGAACUUUUGUUCGAGAUACUUACAUGAUGGGGUGAAGACAAGAUUCAGUCGCUAUCAAACUGAAGAUGAUGAAGGCAUUGAGGGAGAAGAUUCUUCGCCUAUGUUUCCUAAUAUGGGCCAUCCAAUCGGAAGUAAGAAUAAAAGGAAAGGCAAGACUUUUGACAUGGAUUUACAGUUAUGGUCUGAAGCACAUCGAUAUGUUUUGUUCAAUACUGGAGAUGAACAAGUUGAGGCAUUUAUCAAGGAACAUAAGAAUUUCAUUGACACUCAUACAAAAGGAAAUGCAUGGCUAAAAGCACGAAUUCAUAGUCGUGAAUUCGAAAAUUGGCUUAGAGAGAAAGUUAAAAAUGUUGAAGUGCCCAAUCAAUUAAGAUGGCUAGCUAAAGGGCCUAACACAGUGGCUAAAAGAUAUACUGCUUAUUUCAUUAAUGGAUAUCGAUUUCAUACAAUGGAACGAGAUGCUCCAUGCAAGACUCAAAAUAAUGGAGUGACUUUGUCAGCAGCAACUGAUAGUUUUGCUAGUGCUAGGGACCAAAAUCCCAUAGGUGGAACAGUUAUCUACUAUGGAGCUAUUCAGGAUAUAAUUGAAAUUGAUUAUUGGGACUGUUUUAGUGUUGUACUAUUUAGAUGUGAUUGGUUUCAUAACGAAAUUGAUGGAUAUGGAUUAACGCGAGUGUACUUCAACAAAAAAUGUAGUACAGAUGAUACUUUUGUACUAGCAUCUCAAGUACAUCAAGUAUUUUACGUGGAGGAUCCAAUUGAGAAAGAUGUUUAUUAUGCAAGAAAUAAAGUCCCUGUUGAUUUGCAUGAUUUGGAAGAAGAGAAUUGUCCUAACAUUGGAGAAACAUUUUGGAGAGAACCUAAUGAUGAUAUUGGUUCAUCAAAUAUAUUACUUGACGUGGAUGCCAGAUGGUCGAGAGAAGAUAUACCUGCUGAUAUCAUUGAUAUGCCUACUCAAUCACAAGAUACAACAAUGGAAACAUCGGAAGAGGAGGAUGAGUAUGAUGAUACUGAUUGGGAUUGGAUGGAGGCUGAUGAUUGAUAAAUGAUCGUCUGAACUUCUUUAAAUAUAUAGUCGUCAUUGUUUUUUAGUGAGUAAUAAUGCCAUUUUUAGAAAUAUU
This is a messenger RNA of Nicotiana tabacum (common tobacco), 3819 nucleotides long. The record is from RefSeq and is a predicted model, not a curated record. Lineage: Eukaryota; Viridiplantae; Streptophyta; Magnoliopsida; Solanales; Solanaceae.